UCCUCCCCUCUCCUCCCCUCCCCUCCCCGGGACUGCCUCCCGCACCAAUCCCAGUUUGAAGGAUGGGUUCCUCUGAAGAGGUUUAAAUAUCGGCUCUGGACCGGAGGAAUCAGAAGAGCUGUAAACAGCAGAGACGAGAGAGAAGCGCUGGUGCGAGAACACUGUGAAGGAAAUCUACAAGAGAGCGACACUCCCUGUGAAACUAAAGGGUACUAACCGUCUCAGACAGACUGACAGGCCGUGAGAGUCUUGUGGAAUCAAAGAUGGCGUUGCUGUGGCUCCUGAUUGCUCUCGGGGCGCUCUCCUCUUCACUGGGAGACGAGGAAUCCCUCGUGAGAACACGGAGAGGAACACGCAUGUACAGAGAGUACUGUAAGGACUGGCUGUCCGCGGAGGUUCACCAGCACGGGGAGACGUGGCUGCGCUGGCAUGGCCGGAGCGUGGAAUACUGCCUCUGUGCCAACAGAAAAAGCAGGUGCCACGCGGUGCCCGUUGAGGAAUGCAGCAGGAGUCGAUGCUACAACGGGGGCUCCUGCAAGCAGGCUCUCCACUCCCCCGAAUUCAUCUGCAGCUGCCCCAGCGGCUUCGUGGGACCCCAGUGUGAGAUCGACACGACGGAGAAGUGCGUCAGCGGGCGCGGGGGCGGGUACCGCGGGACCUGGGGGAAGAGCCGCUCCUCCAUCGACUGCCUGAACUGGAACUCCAGUGUCCUCAUCGACAAAAAGUACAACGCGAGGAGAGACGACUCCCUGCAGCUGGGCCUGGGGAACCACAACUACUGCAGGAAUCCGGAUAACGACACCGAGCCCUGGUGCCAUGUGUACAAAAACAAGCAGCUGGUGUGGGAGUACUGCAGUGUGCCCAGCUGUCCCCAGGUUGGCUCUGCGGAGUGCUACGCUGGCACCGGCUCGUCGUACCGCGGCUCGCGGAGCAGCACUCGCACGGGCGCCCGCUGCCUGAGCUGGGACUCGCCCGCCCUCGCCAAGAAAGCCUACAACGCCUGGAGAGUCGACGCCAGGCAGCUCGGGCUGGGCAGCCACAACCACUGCAGGAACCCAGACAACGACUCCAAGCCCUGGUGCCACGUGUACAGAGGCAGAGCCCUCACCUGGGAGCACUGCGACCUGCCCAAGUGUGUGGAUCGCCCGGUCAGCAGCUCCACUGUGGGGUCCUCAGGAUUCCUGAGUGGACACGACAAUGCAGUCGAGAGCUGUGGGAAGCGGCUGCCCCCGGUCUCUCAGUAUCGGAUUAAGGGGGGUCAGGUCUCCAGCAUCGCUGCUCACCCCUGGCAGGCCGCUCUCUUCGUGUAUAACCGCCACGCGCAUGCCGACUCCUACUUCUGCGGGGGCGUCCUGAUUGGCUCCUGCUGGCUGCUGUCUGCCGCCCACUGCUUCCAGGAACGGUUCCGUCCUAAUCUGCUCAAGGUAGUGAUGGGACGCACCUACCGGCUUCAGAACUCCACCAACGAGCAGAUCUUCAGAGUGGAGAAAUACUUCGUCCACGAGCAGUACGACGAAGAGACCUUCGACAAUGAUAUAGUGUUGUUGAAGCUGACGAGUGACACGGGGGCGUGUGCUCUGGAGACCUCCUUCGUCCGGCCGGUUUGCCUCCCCGACCCCGGCCUCUCCCUCCCGGACUGGUCUGAGUGCGAGAUCUCCGGCUACGGCAAAGAGGAGGAGUUCUCUGCCUUCUACUCUGAGCGGCUGAAGGAGGGUCACGUCCGGCUCUGGCCGUCCCGACUCUGCACCUCGGAGCGUCUCUCCGACCGGCUCGUCACGGAGAACAUGCUCUGUGCCGGAGACACGCGUGGGCUGGACGACGCCUGCAAGGGGGAUUCUGGGGGUCCCCUGGUCUGCUCCAGCGGGGGGCGGAUGAACCUCAUCGGCAUCAUCAGUUGGGGCGACGGCUGCGGGAAGAAGGACACCCCAGGGGUUUACACCAGAGUGAGCAAAUACCUGGGCUGGAUCCAAAGAAAGAUCAGCCAGGAGACACGGUAGAGCCAGCGAGACCGAGAGAGGGGAGCAGCCAACCAGCAAACCCGCAGCGCACACACACACACACACACACACACACACACACACACACACACACACACACACACACAGAGUCUGGACCGUCGGGCUAAAACCACUUCCCCUUUAACAUCACAAUGGCACACACCUGGACUGGACCCGCUAGCCCCCCCUGUGGGAUCUGUAAGAAGGACGCAGUUCUGCGCCGUGUGGAUCACUGUUACCAGGACCGCCGCAGAGAGGAAGCAGAUCAAACUAAAGGGACAGAGCCAUUCACAGCAAAACUACGGCCAGCACUUUUGUUCUAUAAAUGAAUCUCGGACUGUAUAUAUAAACUAGCGUGUGCAUCUGUGUUACUUUUUAAAAAUUGUUAAACUUUUCUAUUCUUUUGUGUAACAGUUUUAACAUGUUAAUGAUUGAGACCCGAGCCCAGGGCCCUGACAGAUUGCACAGUGACCCAAUCGUGCAUGGUGUGUGUGUGUGGGUGUGUGUGUGUGUGUGUGUGUGUGUGUGUGUGUGUGUGUGUGUUUCCAUGCACAAGGUUUUAAAGCAGGUCUAAACCACUCCCGCCCCCCAGAGAGGCUGCAUUUCAACACAGACGACUCUCCUGCAUGCAGAAGAGACCCCACCCCACCCCACAACCCAACCCAACCCAACAGCACUGUUUUUAAACUCCUUCAUUGUGUUUCAGUACAGAGAGUCCUGAAGGCUGUUGCACAGCCCAGCGAGACUCGACACACCAAGAGACUUUUUAAAAAUCUUUAUUAUUGUUAAUAUUUAUUUGUAUUGUGUGUAUUUUUAUGCAUAUAAUAAUUGUAUUGGUUAAUCUGUAUUUAUUAUGUCAUGAUUUAAUUUUUUUGUAUAAUUUGUUUUUAAAAAUAUAUAUAUUCCACUUUGAUAUAAUAA
Acipenser ruthenus (sterlet) is the source of this 2918-nucleotide messenger RNA. RefSeq names its product tissue-type plasminogen activator-like. The record is from RefSeq and is a predicted model, not a curated record. Gene Ontology annotation, molecular function: serine-type endopeptidase activity. Gene Ontology annotation, biological process: smooth muscle cell migration; plasminogen activation. Bases 264 to 1997 code for a protein of 577 amino acids. The transcript is spliced from 15 exons. NCBI's taxonomy places the organism in Eukaryota, Metazoa, Chordata, Actinopteri, Acipenseriformes, Acipenseridae.